AUGCGCUUCAACACCCUGAGGCCGGGAUCCUCCCUCCUCCUCACCUCCCUCCAAAACCUCACCCUCACCACCACGUCCACCGCAGCCGCAGCCGCAUCCCGCGCCUUUUCAACAUCAACCCCCCUCGCCACAAAGACAAUCGCCCUCCAAAAGAUCCCAACCUCCGCCGUGCCCCCCUACCCCCACGGGCCCCGCCUCCUCUACAAACAAUCAAACACCGGCCUCUACGGCACAUCCCGCAUCCGCCACGGCCACAACGUCUCCCCGAAACACCACCAAGUCACCCCCCGCACCUGGUGCCCCAACGUCCACCGCAAGCGCCUCUGGUCCGCCGCCCUCGGCGCCUGGGUCCGCACCCGCCUCACCACCCGCGUCCUCCGCACCGUCCGCAAGGAAGGCGGCAUCGACGCCUACGUGACCAAGAACAAGGCCGCGCGCGUCAAGGAGCUCGGCCCGGGCGGCUGGAAGCUGCGCUGGCUCGUCAUGCAGACGGCCUCGUUUCGCGAGCGCUACGUGGCGGAGAGGCGGGCGCUCGGCGUCGAGGGCCCCCCGGCGGAGGACCAGACGGAUCUGGUGACCGUCAUGGUGGAUGCUGCUACGCCUGGGCCGUUGAGCGCCGUCAGCAGGGGGAUUCUCGAGGCGCGGGCUGCGCAGAUGAUUGCCGAGGAGUUUGCGCUCGGCGACGAGGCUGAGUUGGGGGGAGCGGAGGAUGAUGGUGCGCUGUACGAGGCAGUUCACGUGCCUGGUCUCGAGGAGCCGGUUACUGAGACGCGGAUAUGA
Messenger RNA from Colletotrichum orchidophilum, 780 nucleotides. RefSeq names its product ribosomal L28 family protein. The transcript has a single exon. Gene Ontology annotation, cellular component: mitochondrial large ribosomal subunit. The record is from RefSeq and is a predicted model, not a curated record. Gene Ontology annotation, molecular function: structural constituent of ribosome. NCBI's taxonomy places the organism in Eukaryota, Fungi, Ascomycota, Sordariomycetes, Glomerellales, Glomerellaceae. Bases 1 to 780 code for a protein of 259 amino acids.